CUGAUUUUAGAAAACACGAAUCACUAUGUCGGAAACGGCGCCUGUCGCAGCUCCUGCUGUCUCCGGUCCUGGGGCAAAAACUUCUACUAAAAAACCGAAGAAGGCGGCAGGAGGCUCUAAAGCCCGCAAGCCUCCAGGUCCCAGCGUGACCGAGCUGAUCACCAAGGCGGUGUCCGCUUCCAAGGAGCGCAAAGGGGUCUCGCUGGCCGCUCUUAAGAAGGCUCUGGCCGCCGGAGGGUACGAUGUGGAAAAAAGCAACAGCCGCAUCAAGCUCGGGCUCAAGAGCCUGGUGAGCAAGGGCACCUUGGUGCAGACCAAGGGUACUGGCGCAUCCGGUUCUUUUAAACUCAACAAGAAUCCGGAUGAGACUAAGGAAAAGGCGUCCAAGAAAAAACCAGCGGCAAAGCCUAAGAAACCAGCUGCCAAGAAACCCAAAAAGGCUGCGGCCGUGAAAAAGAGCCCGAAAAAAGUCAAGAAGCCAGCAGCUGCCGCGGCCAAGAAGUCAGCCAAGAGCCCGAAAAAGGUGAAAGCUGCCGCCAAGCCUAAGAAGGCAGCCAAGAGCCCGGCUAAGGCCAAAGCGGUGAAGCCCAAGGCGGCCAAGCCCAAGCCGACGAAGCCCAAAGCAACGAAGGCUAAGAAGGCAGCGCUCAAGAAGAAGUAAAAGGCUGGAGAGAGUUUUAGAAGGAAAACCCCUGUGAUGGUAUCAAAGAUGGUAAUAAAUGUCCUUUUGGGGAGAAGAGAA
Caretta caretta (loggerhead turtle) is the source of this 742-nucleotide messenger RNA. Its product is annotated as histone H1.01-like. Gene Ontology annotation, molecular function: DNA binding; structural constituent of chromatin. Lineage: Eukaryota; Metazoa; Chordata; Testudines; Cheloniidae. Gene Ontology annotation, cellular component: nucleosome. Gene Ontology annotation, biological process: nucleosome assembly. The record is from RefSeq and is a predicted model, not a curated record.